AUUGUUUUUGCUGUAAAAAUUAAUCAAAUUUCACAAUUUUUUGCUGCAUUUCACGUGUAAAGGCAUUUCCAGCGACAAAUUAGUGCGGAAAUAUGGUGUUAGCUGACUUAGGUCGUAAAAUCACGUCUGCUUUGCACUCGUUGAGCAAGGCAACGGUGAUAAAUGAAGAGGUUCUCAACUCGAUGUUAAAAGAGAUUUGCGCUGCCUUGUUGGAAGCUGAUGUAAACAUUCGUUUGGUGAAAAAAUUGCGAGAAAAUGUUCGUGCUGUUAUCGAUUUCGACGAAAUGGCUGGCGGACUCAACAAACGUCGCAUGAUCCAAUCUGCUGUCUUCAAGGAAUUAGUAAAACUCGUCGAUCCGGGAGUCAAGCCAUACCAACCGGUGAAAGGUCGUCCCAAUAUUAUCAUGUUUGUCGGUUUGCAAGGCAGCGGCAAGACAACAACGUGCACGAAACUCGCCUAUCACUACCAAAAGAAGAAUUGGAAGUCGUGUUUGGUGUGUGCAGAUACAUUCCGUGCUGGCGCUUAUGAUCAAAUUAAACAGAAUGCCACAAAGGCACGCAUUCCCUUCUACGGAAGCUACACGGAAGUCGAUCCCGUGGUUAUUGCGCAAGAAGGCGUCGAAAUGUUCAAGAAAGAGGGCUUCGAAUUCAUCAUUGUCGAUACCAGUGGGCGUCACAAGCAAGAAGAAUCCUUGUUUGAGGAGAUGUUGGCGGUUGCUCAAGCGAUCAAUCCUGACAACAUUAUCUUCGUCAUGGACGCCACAAUUGGUCAAGCAUGCGAAGCCCAAGCGCGUGCCUUCAAGGAAAAAGUCGACAUUGGUUCCGUUAUCAUCACGAAACUCGAUGGACAUGCCAAGGGAGGCGGUGCAUUGUCAGCUGUAGCAGCGACAAACAGUCCCAUCAUCUUCAUUGGCACAGGCGAGCACAUCGACGACUUGGAACCCUUCAAAACGAAACCGUUUAUCAGUAAAUUGCUCGGUAUGGGCGAUAUUGAAGGUCUUAUCGACAAAGUAAAUGAACUGAAACUCGACGAUAACGAAGAACUUCUUGAAAAAAUCAAGCACGGGCAAUUUACGAUUCGUGACAUGUACGAACAAUUCCAAAAUAUCAUGAAAAUGGGUCCAUUUUCGCAAAUUAUGGGCAUGAUUCCGGGAUUUUCGCAGGAUUUCAUGACGAAGGGCGGCGAACAAGAGUCCAUGGCACGCAUUAAGCGACUAAUGACGAUGAUGGAUAGCAUGUCGGAUGGCGAACUCGAUAAUAGAGAUGGCGCGAAAUUGUUUAGCAAGCAGGGAAGUCGUGUGACACGCGUCGCCCAAGGCUCAGGUGUCACGGAACGUGAAGUUAGGGAGUUAAUUACGCAAUACACGAAAUUUGCUGCUGUCGUUAAGAAAAUGGGAGGCAUCAAGGGAUUGUUCAAAAAUGGCGAUAUGACGAAAAAUGUCAAUCCAACGCAAAUGGCGAAGUUGAACCAACAAAUGGCAAAGAUGAUUGAUCCACGAAUGUUGCAACAGAUGGGCGGUAUGUCGGGAUUACAGAACAUGAUGCGUCAACUCGGAGGUCUUGGCGGACAAGGAGGCGGUUUAGGAAAUCUUAUGAGCAGUUUUGGCGGAGGAAAGUCUUAAAUUUUUGUUUUUUUUUGUUCAUUUUUUUGAUAAAAUGCUUGUAAAAAUACCAUUCGACUUGUAAAAAAAGUCAAUUUAUCUAAAAAAAAAAUCGAGAGAUUUUAU
Messenger RNA from Culicoides brevitarsis, 1727 nucleotides. RefSeq names its product signal recognition particle subunit SRP54 (gene Srp54k). Gene Ontology annotation, biological process: SRP-dependent cotranslational protein targeting to membrane; SRP-dependent cotranslational protein targeting to membrane, translocation. Gene Ontology annotation, cellular component: cytosol; signal recognition particle, endoplasmic reticulum targeting. Bases 93 to 1622 code for a protein of 509 amino acids. The record is from RefSeq and is a predicted model, not a curated record. Gene Ontology annotation, molecular function: 7S RNA binding; ATP hydrolysis activity; GTPase activity. The transcript is spliced from 3 exons. NCBI's taxonomy places the organism in Eukaryota, Metazoa, Arthropoda, Insecta, Diptera, Ceratopogonidae.